UUUAAACUAUUUGCAAAUGGGCGGAAUAUUUGGUUCGUCUAGGUCACCUGUCUUAGGACUGUUAAUUCCUUUAUGUUACUAGUCACCAUGUCAUAUUAAUCACUUCAUUUCUCUACAAGUGGUCUAGAAAAUCUUGCAUAUUUUUUUCGACAUGCCUGCGUUGACUUUCUUGGGUAGGACAUGGUCUUUCGCGUCCGACGACUUUGUUUGUACUGGUAUUGUUAACUUUUUAUUGAGGAUAUUGUGCGUUUUCAUCAUGGUUAUGCCGCUCACGAUAGCCAACGAUCCAACUGUUUGUCUUCCAAAUGUAAUAGACAAGAUUUUCUGUGUGCUUCUGUUUCUUAUAAUGGGAGCUUUACUGAUUUUUGACGCAGCACUAUCAUUUUCAAGCAGCAAAGGUGGAGUGAUGGAAACCAGUUUGCGUUCACCUGUCCCUUUUUACCUCGGGGCAGUUUGCAUAUUUUCCUUUGUAUCGUCAGUGCUGCAUUGUGUUAACUUGUAUUUAGUUGUUAAUAAAUACACGUUGUGUGAAAAACAGGUUGUUGAUUGCUAUAUAGCAGGGAACGCCAUUGCGGUAGCUCAUGUGAUUGGUUUCUACUUUUUUCUAAUGUUACACUAUCGUAAGGCUGGUGCCUUUUGGAGCCGAUUGACUAACGACCCUACUGUAUUCAAGCAGGGUUGUCUGAAUCCAAAUGUUAAUCUUUCCACGAAGCAGUUAGUGAUGCUUAAGCGAAGAAAGGCUGUUCAACGGAAGUUGGAAUGUUUACGGGCCUUUCGUCGCCUUUUUUUUUGUAAAACUGAUCGGUCGACAAUGCAAACUGAUAAGACAAUAAUCACUUCUGCAGCGGCUUUGUUUUCAGAUAUAUUUUACGAUGUAGACUUAGUCGCAAGUGAUAUAGUCGCAGGCCUCUUUCUUCUACGAUGGCAAACUAAACAGUGGGUUGGUACCGGUCAUCGUAUUCCUUUAAGCUUAAUAUAUCAAGAUACUUCUCCUUCGGAUUUAAACGUUGAUAUCUUGGUGAAAGGUGACCAGAUUCCGGAUCCAUGGCUCGGUAUUCAAAGAAUAUAUCGAAUUGCCGAAUUAGUAACUGCAGUCUACGGAAAGUUAUUAUACUAUAGCAUGAAUCUUGGUAAACCAGGUGCCACUUGUAGACUGCUUCAUCAUUUACCUUGUUGUUUAAAUUCUUGUAAUCCUGUAUCAUCUGGAAAUACAAAACUUAGUUGUUGUAUUUGCUCAAAAUAUACAUGCGAUCUGGCAGCUAUACUCGAGUUCACUUGUUUAAGAGAAGAUCAGUUUAUUAAACUGUCUUAUGAUAAUUCAGUUUACCAAUCUCCUUACUUUGUAGCAGUCGAUGAUUUUAGUAAAUGUAUUGUUAUCUCUAUCCGUGGUACUUUGUCGUUCGAUGACACUAUAGUCGACUUGCUGUACGAUGGUGUACGAUUGAGUGAAGUUGAAGAUUUUGUCGAAUCAAAAGCGGGUAGACGACCAUGUUUUAUUGGACAUCGCGGUAUGGUAGAACGAUCAAGACAUUUAUACAGUUGUUUACUAACUGAUCAUUCAAUUGAAACGGCAUUUAGUAAAAAACCACAAUAUAAAUUAGUGGUAUGUGGUCAUAGUCUGGGUGCUGGCAUUGCAUCUUUUCUUUCGGUCAUCCUACACUGUAAAUAUCCUGAUGUGAAAGGUUAUGCUUUCAGUGCACCUUUGGGUAUGAUGAAUCAAGAACUAGCCGACUAUUGUAAACCUUUUCUAUUAUCCAUCAUCUAUGGAUACGACAUUUUCGCACGUAUGAAUAAAUCAACGAUAUCGGAUUUCAAGUGGAGACUAAUUGAUGCUUUAUCUGCUUGUAAAGUACCCAAGCAUCGUCUUUUAAGUCGGGGAUUAUUUGUAUGCAUGCGCCGUUGUUUGUUUAAAUGGUGUUUACCUCAAUGUUUUCAACCAGAAUCUUCCACAACUGUUGGUAGUGAUACUCUGCUACUGGAUGCAAGCACUCAAGAGCGUUUAAUUUACUCCCUUCCACAAAUUCCGUGUGAUGAUGACGAAAUGCGAAUUCGGUUCUCAGUAGAUGAUGAUACUUCUAAUUCAGAUUCCACAAGUGCUUAUUGUACUGCACGAUCCAGUCGUUUUCGUCCUGGUCCACGUUCAAUUUUGUGCUGGAUCAAUCCUAAUAGUCUUCCAACAGAUUCCCAAUCUAAAAUGCCUGUUUCACAUGUUCAAUAUCCAAACAAUAACAAUACUGAAAUAAAUUCGUGCUCUUCUAAUGAAAUUCAGUCGCGUGAUCUUGAAUCAUAUGAUCUAUCUAACAGUGUGUUUGGUGGUUUAGUGCUUCAUUUAGUCGAUGUUAAGGUUGAUACAGUUGUCGAUGACAGUUCUACUGGUUUCGUGAUAGAUGGAAAUAAUUCUCAAGGAAAUAUCGAAUGCACUUCACCAAAUUGUAGUUCUAGAGUGGAAAAGAUGUUUUCAGCAAAGUGUGGUAAAAUGGGUGCAUGGUACGUUUUUGUAAAUGACUUCUCUCGUAUAACUGUAUAUAAUUAAAUGGAAUGAUCAUUAUUUGUGCUAGGACUAUUAGUCGUAAUCAUUUACAAGAAAAUUAGUGCACGUGUUAUUGAUUCCCAACAGUCAAUAAUUUCUUCUACAAAACUAAUGCAUCUCACAUAGGAGGUAAACACUUGUCCUGCGUUAUCUAAACUUGAUUUCUAUUUUUAAUAGAACGGUUGCAAAUAUCUAUUAUUUAAUCUUUUUUUGGGAUGAUGGGUCCCGUAUUUACAGUUAUUUUUUAUGCUAAGAAUCCUAAGUCAUGAACGUUUUAGAAAUUGGAUAGUUCCAAUGUUCACUGUAUAUAUCAGACAAUAUUUCAGUGAUAAAGCAGUUUUUAUUUUAAACUAUUGACAAAUUAAACAGUUAAAUAUGGAAAAUAAUUAUUUUCAUUUUACGAAGAAAAUGAUUUUCAGUCUAAAACAGAAGUACGUCUUCUGUCAUCCCUAACUUUUAUGUGUUCUCUUUUAUUAAAUCAUUAAGUAUUUCUUAAUAUGCUUUUAGCUCCAUUUUAUAGCUUGGACAGCAGAAAUCACGUGACUACAGACAUUUAUCCGACCAGCGGUCAUAGCAAAUGUGAUAUUAAGGUUAAAUACAUUAAUAUAUUUUCAGUCAUUAAACUCUUGAAAUGAUAGUGAAGAAGUACUUUUUUCUCAUCAUUGUCUGUUUAAAUCAUGUAUAACAGAUAAAUCGUAACCAUCAACCCCUAUUCUCGAAACAAAUGUUAACCUGAUGGCGCUGUAUUUCAUAGAAGAACUAAUCAGUUAGCUCCCCUCGUAUUUUUGAGCGAAAUCAGUCAUCGACAUGGCUACAUAGCAUUUUACAUUAUACUUGUGUCAGUUUGUGAUGAGAACCCAAAGCCUAAACACUUAACCGCAACUGAGAACAAUCUGGUGACUUAAAAGUGUUUGGUUCCUUUUAAGGGUCCUAGAAAAUGGAAAAUCCAUGGAUGAGUUGAUAUGUCGUCGUUCUUUUGAAUCUAAACCAGAGUAAGUCGUAGAAGAAAUUAAUAAUUAUAUUAUUUAUGUAAAAUCUAGGCAAGACUAUGCUAUACCGAAGACCUACAGUGAAUUUAUGGGUGGCCUUGAGAGUAGCCAAUCAAAAUACAGCUUUCGUAUUUGACUUUCAAAAUGUUGGAAAACGAUAGGAUUACAGAAGGUUGAGAGUUAAAAUCAUAAAUAAACUUAUCAAUGCUAAAUAUCGUUAAUUCAAGCUAGAUAUCAUAGUUCUGUUAUCAGAAUAGACCCUAAUUCGUAGCCCUAUGUUAAUUAAAUGCUAACGACCCUAUAACUCCUAGGUACCAGAUUUUAACCCUAAAGCUUCUAAACACCAACGCCCAACCUUCACACUCAUAAUCCAAACAAACUGACGUUGAUAGCUCAUUCUAUAAGGUAAUCACCAUCCAGUCUUUUCAAAAUUCGAAAUAUAAUAAAAAUCACGAGAUUUAUAAGCAAGAUAUCCCCAACAGCGUUUUAAAUUCGCACAUCAGCCCGCUUAAUUGUGAUUGAUCGCUAAAGGUCGUCUAUGUGGUGUAGUCUUACCACGUCAUAAAAAGUAAACGUGAUAGGUAAUACUGGAAUAAAUAACAGUUAGUUCAAUCAAGAUAACCUAGAAUAUUUUUUUUCUCCUUGCUACAAAGCAUAUAAUAUUAUUGCUUGUUUUCAAAAUAUUUAUUUACUCAUUCAAAUACAAGUAUGUGUACAAACGGAUGCCAAAAUGUAUAUUCUCCACACAGUAAAAAGCAGAUUAUAAAGAAAUAGAAGAAGAAAGGUGAGUAUAAUAAGAGAGGGAACAAAACUUAAUAAAAAAUAGUGAAUGACAGCAGAAAAGAUGGAAAAGGCAGUUCGUUUUAUAAAAAUACAACUAGGAAGGGAACCUUCAGUCAAAGACGUUCGUCUCACUCUUAUGUAAAGAGUAAAAGAAUAUUACAGCAGGAUCGUCGCUGCAUGUUGUUAUGAAUCAAUGUCUGGUAAGGUAUCAGGUCACUGUGUUGCGCUAUCGUUAGGACCUUAAUAAGGGAGUCGUGAAGGACCAAUGGAUUUUAGUCUCGUACAGCUUUCUUUCACACCAUAAUAACUUCAGCAAGAUUAUCUCAGGUGUUAAUAGAUAUAUGCAGGCGAAUGUCACUUUCCGGUCACCCAGACCGCGGAAAGAUAUUUGUUCUUGAGGGACCUGAAAAAGAAGCUGGAUUAGUGGUGGUCUUAGUAACCUGGGAGCAUGACUGCAGAGCCCUAGGAAUAACUCCUUGAGGCCGGUCACGCAUGGCCUUUUUAUGGGAAGUUUUAACGUGUUAGCUCCGGUGAGGUGUGACAUUUCUAGGGUCGACCUUUUCUAAUCCCUUCCUUCCUUAUGAGAGGGCAGCAUCACUGCAGAUGCUGGUUGUCCGAGGGAAACACCUUACUGCUGUUAUACCCCUCUACAGGCAUCAGUACGAAUUCGCCCUCAGACCUUGAGUUGCUGCUUUUAUUCUUACCGUUCUCUAAUCGACCUGUCUGGCAUGAUAGGACCUAUAGGAACAUAUGUUCCAGCCAAUAUAGCUCUGUUGAGUUAUCAAGAUAGGCAUACUCGACCACUACGUUAAGGUAUCAGUUACGGUCAGGAAAUUUAUAUAUAUAUCUAUAUAUAUCCUUUUCAGCCGUACCCUCGAUACCUAAUCUAUUCUAUUGCCAUCGAUACUGUUGCUACCUCUACUGUUCUGGGAUUUGGCCUGACAACUUCAUCUCUCUGUGCUAACGGAGUAUGGCAACUUGAACCGAUAUACAUCAGUACAAAUUCUACUUCGUGACUGACUGAUACCAUGGUAUCGUCUCAUAUACUGACCACUUCUUCUUUUUCUAAUUAGUCGCAGUAUCGGCAAACAAGGGACGAUGUGGAAUUCUCUGGGAUGACAUUCAUAAUGGACGUCUAAGUCACCGACAUCAGUGUUACAAGAUGGUGACACCAACUGGAUUAUAUUUGUUGUACUCGAACACAUGUCACUAAACUUUCACAUUACUAGCAAAGUAUUGCCACUAAAUCUCAACAAUCCGUUGCAGAUAAGAAUGAUCAAACACAGAGAAUCACUCAACAUCUUCAACUUAGAGACUACGUCUCAAAAGCCGGACACAAUAUCGAACUUUCGACUGUAAUUAAUAUGUGACAGCCAGUCAUAAUUUGUCACUCCACCCCGUAAAUAAAGCGGGUUUGAAAUCUAGAAUAUAGUUUAUUUAAUUUGAAUACCUUAUCUGCUAAACCUUCGCUCUUAUAUAUUAUAUUAAAAAGGAUUCGAAUAUUUUAAUCUACUCUGUCCCCGAACAAUUCCGAUUCUACUUUUCUAUUAAGUGUUGUUAGAAAACUUUAAAAUAGACUUAAGACAAACUUCAUUAUCAAUAAUUAAAGUGUAUUUAUAAUAGAAAUACUAUUUCGUUGAUAAAUUGUAGCUCAAGUCCUCUUUUUAAUUCACGUUAACUUGAAAUUGUCUUGAAAGUAGGUUUAUUUUUAUCAUACUUUUUCAUUUCAUCGUUAGCCAUGCAAUGAAUUCAAGAGUACAAUUUUAACAUCUUCCAGUUGCUCAAAAUUUUAGGUAAUAAUAAUAAGCAAUUUUCUCAUGUUUUAGUGAGACUAUGAUUGAUGGACGACAUUUGAACAGCGUUAAAAUGACCUUGGAAUGUCUACCCACUUACUAGGGCCAAAUAAGGGUUAUAGAUUAGUGUAAGAAAUUAGGAUUUACAGUUGAACGUUAGGGUUAGGAACUAGAUUUAAUGUUUUCAUCACUAUCCGACGUCAGCAACAAUGCCAAAAUGAUAUUUUACCAAAUGAGUGAAUGAAUUUCACGCCGAAAUUCAAGACCUGCUAUUUAAAAUUUGAUUAGUUCGUUCAUAAAAUAAUGUUUUAUAAGCAACAUAGUGAAUUAAUUAUCUAAAUAACCAACCAUCUUGUAAUUUCUUAUUUGAAUUAUUUACUAUAAUUCAUCUUGUUAUAUGUCAGUUUUAACAUAUAUUUCACACCACGUUCUUUCCUAAUUUUCACUGCAUUUAAUUUGCUUAAUCAUCCCAGCGAUUUUCUAUAGCUAUCUGUGCAUAUCUCUAAGAUUAUCUGGUUUAGUAAAUAUCGAUGCUACAACGGCCUGAAAAUACUUUCAGUUGAUAUCAUAUAUAUAUAUAUACGUGUAUCCAUUGUUUGUCUAAAUUUUCCCCCUUAAUAACGAUAGUACUUGUGUGUAAAAGAUAAUUGGGUAUGAGUUCUUCGGACAACAGAAUAAUCAUUUAUUCAAGGCCUUAAUAUUAAGUAUAUUUUCAUUCAGUUAUAUCUCAAUCUUCGAACUUGGUGUUAGUUCUCAAUGUGACCUAUUGUCAAGAAUUGGUAAAAGGUCUUAUAUCUUGAAGACAUAUAUGAAGUCAAAUUCUCGAUUUUGAUGUUCCGUACUUUUGGUUAUAAUGUGCAAUAAAAAAUUGUUUGACUGUCCAUUAACAGAUUGAACCACAGUGUAUUUUUUAAGAUUUGAACAGGAUGUAUUUAGCACUUACGCACUGCUACACAUUACUUCUGAUUGACAACAAUCGCCCACCUUUCAACCAAAUGAUUAUUACAGGUAAGACCAAGAUUUAUUUACUUUUGAUUAUAAUCAACGAUGCACUAAAUGUAAUCAGGAUUCGCCUAAAAAUCAAUUCUCACUAUUUCAGAGUGUAUACUACGAUCACCAUUUUUGUUUAAGCUUCUUAUAACCAUAUUCAAGUAUACAUGAAUCAUUUCUUCAUUGGCGCCUUAUCUUUGAGAUGUCUCAUUGCUCCUCCUGUGUUUUUUUAUAUUUCAUUUGGUGUACUUCUAGUUGUGUUAAACCUCGUAAAUUGGGGAAAACGAUAGUUGGUGUCUGGUCGAACCCACAACAAUUUCAAACGAUUCUAAUCCACCCGAAAAUGUUAAGUCAUCAUUUGCCAGAUCGAAUUUUGGAAGCAGUAAGUUGCCUACAUCAAGAGUUACUUUCGGAAUCAGCAAACUCUUUAGAUAAUAAUGAUAUCCUAAACAGUUUAAAAUCAUCCGGUUAUAUACGAAAGUUGAAAAAUACUUCUUAAUGUCGUGUUUUACCCCCAUUAUCAUUCCAGCAAGCGAAAUUAUUCAUUUUUACUGUCAUUCGAUUCAAAUAUGUACCAUCCACUAAUAUCAUUCUUUGACAUCCGUUUAAUUUCAUUCCAUUUUUUGAUUUUAGUAUUGUAAAUCUAUAGUUUUUACUCUUUUGGGUUACCUUCAUGUAAUGCUUCUAUGAACCAUAUAUUUUUUAUUGGUACGUUGUAUGCAAAUAACGUUUCUCUCUUUCUCUUCUGUGACAUAACUGAAAUUAAACUGAAAAGAUAUCUUAACAAGAAAAGCAUCAAGAGUAGGUUGGUUUUUUGUCUUAAAACUUAUUGUGAACAUGUGCAAAAUUUGUUUUUCACCCACUUAAAAAUAUGAAUUAUUUUUGGAGUCCCGAGCUUUAGGUGUUUGUUUGAAGAGUUCUAAACAGGCCAACCCUUCAAAAUUUCUUCAACUGCUUCUACAAACACUUUUUUCAAGCCUAAUGAAUAAUACGUCUUUUUAUCUUAUUUGUUUUAUGAAAGUCUUUUUUACUCACUUUUUGCAUCCAUGUCUUUUCAUUUACGAAAAUCAUCGUUAUUAUCCGUAUGUUAGCAAGUAUUUGAAGACUACGGAUUUCCUAAGUGAUUUAUUACCUUCUAGCGUAGUUGGCUGAUAGUAUUUGUUUUCCCUUGAAACUUAUUAACAGACAGUUAUUUCAAUUUAAGUGACAGAUAAAUCAUACUCAUUAGUAAUAAUUUGUAUAAACACAUUAUACAUAGCUGUGAUUUUGAUUAGUCUUUCGGGGAUCAUACACGGACAGCUCAUCUGUUUCUCUUAUUUCACGGUAACAAUUAUUAAUUAUUGUACUUACUAGUGUUUUUUUAAAUGGCAAGUCUUUGCUCUCCUCUUAAAGUACUUUUAUUAUGUACUAGUUUUUUAUCAUUCGUGAAUAUACAUCUAUUUUUUGUUCAGUUUAAUAUUAAAACUGCUUGAUUUUAUAUCACUUUUUAUAUAAAAGAUUGUUAAUGUCCUUGACUAUAUAUUAUUUCAGGUCACAA
Molecule: messenger RNA, 8622 nt
Organism: Schistosoma bovis
Lineage: Eukaryota; Metazoa; Platyhelminthes; Trematoda; Strigeidida; Schistosomatidae
Source: the annotation of a GenBank genome assembly